Molecule: messenger RNA, 895 nt
Organism: Oncorhynchus mykiss (rainbow trout)
Lineage: Eukaryota; Metazoa; Chordata; Actinopteri; Salmoniformes; Salmonidae
Source: RefSeq, a predicted model, not a curated record
UCUCCCUAAAAUAUACAAAAUAUCAUCGGUUACAUAUUAUUCACCGAAAAUGUACUAGUUAUCCAUUCAGGAUUUCAAGAACAGAUUUACAAUUUGGACACAGGAACGGAGUUCUUUUAUCCAUGUUUCGACUCAAUACAACGCUGCACCAUCUGCUCACAUUGGGGGUCAAUCUGGAAUGAUGUGCUCGUAAUUCAAGUACUAUGUCCAGUUUUACCAAAUCUGCCCAGCAAUGGGCUACAUUUGCCAGGUCGUGGUACCUGAUAGACGCUCGAAUGCAGCCUCCAGGGAAGAUUGCCACUAUGUGUGCAAUCAGGCUACAGGGGAAACACAAACCUAUCUACCAUGCACUGAGUGAUGUUGGAGACCAUGUAGUAGUCAUGAACAGCAGACACAUAGCCUUCUCUGGGAACAAAUGGGAGCAGAAGAUGUACUCCUCUCACACCCAGUACCCGGGUGGAUUUAAACAAGUCACAGCCACCCAGCUACAUUUGAAAGACCCCAAAGCGAUAGUGAAGCUGGCAGUGUACGGGAUGCUGCCUAGGAACCUCUCCAGAAGGACCAUGAUGCAACGGCUACACCUCUUCCCUGAAGAUGAUCUUCCUGAGGACAUCCUUCUAAACCUGACGGAGGAGCUGCCUCAGCCCAGAGAGAUCCCUCGCAGGCUGAAUGAGUACAGCCAGGAGGAGCGAGAAGCCUUCCCCACUCUGUGGACCCCACCUGAAGACUACAGGAUGAAGUGAUCCAUCAGAAGGCUGUUGCUAGGCGCCUUCUUCUUCUUCUGUCCUGUUACUUGUACUGGCAUUUACAUCCUGGUGACAUUUACUGUACACACCACAAACCUUUUUCUGUCGUCCCAAAUAAUGUACAAAAAUAAAACUAGUUCUCUUGUCAA